This is a messenger RNA of Lecanosticta acicola, 879 nucleotides long. Lineage: Eukaryota; Fungi; Ascomycota; Dothideomycetes; Mycosphaerellales; Mycosphaerellaceae. The record is from the annotation of a GenBank genome assembly.
AUGGCGCUCGUGUAUCUCAAACGCCUCAUCUUUCCCCAGAAGAAGACGAAGACAAGCGCAGGCGAACGUCAACGCCUCCUGCUCGACGUAGAACGCCAGUCUUCCGUCGACUCGGGUCUCACGAGCCAUGACUUCGACGACAAACCAGCGCCCCAAAACAGCAGCUCCUUCCUCCGCUGCAAGAUCAACCCACGCAUCAUCUCGGACGCUACCAUCGGGCUCUCCGACGGCCUGACGGUCCCCUUCGCCCUCACGGCAGGCCUCUCCGCCCUAGGAACCACCCGACUCGUCAUCUACGCCGGUUUCGCCGAACUCGUAGCCGGCGCAAUCUCCAUGGGUCUCGGCGGCUACCUGGGCGCCAAGAGCGAAGCGCAUGGCUACUACGCCGCUCUCUCGGAAACCAAAGACGUCGUCGCCCACGAUACGGAAAAGGCCUGCGGCAUGGUGCGGUCUACGUUUGCGAGGUACAAUUUCUCCGUUGCGACGAUGGAUGCGAUGGUGAGGAAUUUGAUGGAGCAGCCCGAGGGACAGGGACAGUUUGUGGAGUUUUUGAUGCGGUUUCAUCAUCAGCUCGCCGAGGCGGAUUUCACGCCUUCGAGGGCGUAUGUUUCCGGGUUGACGAUUGCGAUGGGGUAUUUCUGUGGUGGAUUGGUGCCGCUGUUGCCGUAUCUGUUCUUUGAGCGCGUACGGGAGGCACUGUAUUGCAGUAUUCUGGUCAUGGCCAUUGCGCUGUUUGUUUUCGGAUGGGUGAAGACUGCGCUGGUCGGCGAGUGUAGCCGCUGGGUUUGCUUUCAGAAUGCUAUCCAGAUGCUGGUCCUGGGUGGACUUGCGGCGGGAGCUGCGAUGGGUUGUGUCAAAGCCAUUGGAGGAGGAGAAUGA